CCCCUUUUCCUUGCGCACGUGCUCGUCCCGGAGGCCUCGAACACCACCGCCGGCGACCACCGGAAAAGAGGGACCCACGACGACAGCGAUGGCGCUCAGCCACGGGGUACGGGCCAGCCUACGCUUCCUCGUCUCCAGCGCCGAGGCCGCCGCCGCCUCCGCUUCUCGUGGAUUUCAUUCCACUGGAGUGAGGCGGAUGGGAGCACACGCGCAUGAUGAGCCAUACUACGUCCAUGCAAAGCACAUGUACAACCUGCACAGGAUGAAGCACCAGCAGCUUAAGGUUUCCCUCGCCGUGCUGGCUGCCGUGGGCACUGGUGUUGGAGUCCCUGUGUACGCAGUUGUUUUCCAGCAGAAGAAGACUGCCUCUGCAUAGUUUGAAAUACCAAAGACAGCACAGCUUAAAAUACCUGUCCAUGAGGAUAUCUUUUCCCAUUCUCCCAUGGCAUUUUGAGAAGUUCAAUCUGGAGCUUCAAUUUUACUUAGUCAUUUCUCUGCUCUCUCUUUACACAGGCUUACCCUUUGUUAUCGGGUCUUGACGUAGGAACAACUGUCCCUUUUAAUAAUACAGUGGCCUGAACUUACCAUAUUGUAAUACAUUCUGAUUUUUCUUAUCCGGUUUCCCAUAUAUUCUUAAAUGAAUCAAAUGUUACACUUC
Panicum virgatum (switchgrass) is the source of this 658-nucleotide messenger RNA. RefSeq lists its product as uncharacterized. Lineage: Eukaryota; Viridiplantae; Streptophyta; Magnoliopsida; Poales; Poaceae. The record is from RefSeq and is a predicted model, not a curated record. The transcript is spliced from 2 exons. The coding region runs from base 89 to 376 and encodes 95 amino acids.